GCAGUCGUCAGCUAUCCGCCUGCCACCCGCACCGACCGCCGCCAUGUCCACCCCUCUCGUCGCCCCGGCCAAGCCCAAGAACGCCCGCUCCAAGCGCGCCGCCGACGCUCGCGCGCCGCAGCUCGUCGAGAAGGAGGCCAAGACGGCCAUCAUUGCGCGCACGACCGGCAUCUCGGAGAAGGUCAAGGUCGCCCUCAGCGAGCUUAACCAGCUCAAGAAGCCCAACGCGAUCGCCUUCUCCAAGGCCAACGAGGUCCGCCCGUUCGAGGACCCGGCCUCGCUCAACUUCUGGUCGUCCAAGAACGACGCGUCGCUGUUCCUCAUCGGCACCCACACCAAGAAGCGCCCGCACGGCCUCGUCUGGGCCCGCUGCUUCGCCGGCGAGGUCAUGGAGAUGCUCGAGGUCGGCAUCGAGGAGGUCAUGGCCAUGAGCAACUUCAAGGGCAUCAAGUCGACCGCCGGCUCGGUCCCGCUGUUCCACUUUACCGCCGCCGAGCCGCACGCCAACCUGUGGGACUCGCACCCGACGUUCCAGCAGUUCAAGUCGAUCCUGCUCGACUUCUUCCGCGGCAACGAGCUCGACGGCGUGUCGCUCAAGGGCCUCGAGCGCGUCAUCUCGGUCACGAUCGGCGACCGCCCCGAGGACGACAGCGCCGCGAGCGUCGAGGGUGCCCUGUCGGGCGCGAGCGGCAAGAACGGCAAGGGCAAGGCGGUCGAGUCGCUCAUCGGCUCGUUCAACCCGGCGGCGGCGACGCAGAACUACGACGAGGACAAGACGCACCCGCUCGUCCACUUCCGUACCUACACGGUCCACUUUAUGCGCAGCGGCCUGCCCCAGCCCCGGGUCGAGCUCGCGCCGCACGGCCCGCACUUUUCCUUCUCGAUGCGCCGCACUCAGGCGCCGACGGCCGAGGUGUGGAAGCAGGCCAUGAAGAAGAAGGAGAAGAAGAGCUCGAACGGCCCCAAGAAGAGCAAGAACCUCGACAUCGACGAGAUGGGCAACAAGAUUGGGCACAUCCACGUCGGGCGGCAGGACCUCGACAAGCUCCAGGUUCGCAAGUUCAAGGGCCUCAAGGGCAACAAGCGGCGCGCGUCGGACGCGGGCGAGUCGGGCGCCGCGAGCGAGGGCGAGGGCGAGGCCGAGAGUGCGGCGCAGGAGAGCAAGCGGGCGAGGAAGGACGAGUAGACGGGCGGCGGUCGACGAGGAGGGCGAGACGGCUUGUUGUACAAACACUUUUCGAGCGAC
Molecule: messenger RNA, 1246 nt
Organism: Rhodotorula graminis WP1
Lineage: Eukaryota; Fungi; Basidiomycota; Microbotryomycetes; Sporidiobolales; Sporidiobolaceae
Exons: 5
Coding region: 44-1186 (380 amino acids)
Biological process (GO): maturation of LSU-rRNA from tricistronic rRNA transcript (SSU-rRNA, 5.8S rRNA, LSU-rRNA); ribosomal large subunit assembly
Cellular component (GO): nucleolus
Molecular function (GO): rRNA binding
Source: RefSeq, a predicted model, not a curated record